AUGUCUUAUCAUAGCCGUUUAACCAGGGAGAACGCAGCGCUCCUCAUCGUCGAUCAUCAAGUCGGCCUAUUUACUGGCGUCCGAGAUAUCGAUACUUUGACUCUCAAGCACAACAUCGUAGGCUUAGCCAAAGCCACGGCGGCUCUGAAAGUCCCCAUCGUUGUGACAACAACCACAGAAGGACUAUGGGGCCCUAUGAUCCCUGAGCUUCAAGAAGCACUGCCCGUGGUCGCUGCCGUUGAGGCGACAGGAAGGAAGAACUUGAUUAUCACGGGCAUUUCGACAGAUGUCUGCCUGGCAUUACCCGCCUUGUCGGCAUUGGCUGCUGGCUAUACAACGUAUGCCGCCAUUGACGCGUCCGGUGCCUUCACCAAACAACAAGCGGAUGCGGGAGUUAUGAGGAUGGUGCAGGCCGGCGUAGUUCCUGUCUGUUACUCGAACGUCAUUGUUGAGAUACUUGCGGAUAACGCAGCUGCUGAAGCCAAUGCUGUCUACGCUGCCUUGGACAUGCCAUUUGCGGGGCUUGUCGGUGGCCUCAAUCAAUACUUCUCGAACAAAAACUGA
Messenger RNA from Clonostachys byssicola, 564 nucleotides. The record is from the annotation of a GenBank genome assembly. Lineage: Eukaryota; Fungi; Ascomycota; Sordariomycetes; Hypocreales; Bionectriaceae.